Molecule: messenger RNA, 2342 nt
Organism: Megalops cyprinoides (Indo-Pacific tarpon)
Lineage: Eukaryota; Metazoa; Chordata; Actinopteri; Elopiformes; Megalopidae
Product: transmembrane protein 178B
Exons: 4
Coding region: 254-1147 (297 amino acids)
Cellular component (GO): membrane
Source: RefSeq, a predicted model, not a curated record
CCGACCUCUCCUCACAGCAUUGGUCGCCAUCCAUCCCGGAUCAACACAGAUACCCAUACAGAUGGUGUAAAAUAUCACAUCUGUCUGGAAGCACCACAACAAAAGAAAGUAUUAAGCUCGAGUGGGGCUCCUCGGACCACGACCAACAUGUCGGUUACUCAGUGAGCGCGGUAGUCAUUUCUGAUGCGAGGUUUCAGCGCGACUGUUGAAUAAGGGUCUUGCGUCUAUCUGGAUUUUCCAGCGAGCGAGGAAGAUGGCUGCCAUGAAGAUUUUAACCAGUACUGGACUGUUUUUGGCGUUUAGUGCGUUGGGAUUGUUAGCAAUGGCAAUCUGUACCGAUUACUGGUACGAGACGGAUGCGAGGAGGCACAGGGAACGAUGUAAGAAUUAUGCCAACAAAAGAAAUGAUCCUGGAUAUAUUUACAUUUCCAAUCAUAACCUUCCCCUCCGGAUGCCUCCAAAUGAAGUCUAUAGAAAAGGCAAAGGAGUGGGUGACGGAGAUCUACCCCGGGCUAAGCGGCACUUCUUGGCCUCUGCUUCAGCAAUGGAGUCUCACUGCAGUCGGCAGUUCAACUCCACCAUCUCUGGGUUGUGGAGAAAAUGUCAUCGAGAGGGUUUUGAUCUGGAGACUGAAGACCUCAUCUAUAAAGGGUUGAUUCAGCGCUGCACCCCAGUGAAGUACCACUACUCCUCAUCCACCCUCCCCCGAAAUCUGCCUGUCAACAUAACCAAGACCAUCCGGCAGGAUGAGUGGCACGCGCUCCAUCUGAGGAGAAUGACUGCAGGCUUUAUAGGCAUGGCAGUCUCCAUCAUCCUCUUCGGAUGGGUCAUCGGGGUCCUGGGCUGCUGCAAGCAGCAUGACCUAAUGCAGUAUGUAGCAGGGCUACUCUUCCUCAUGGGAGGAACAUGCUGCAUUAUUUCCUUGUGUACCUGUGUGGCCGGGAUAAAUUUUGAACUGUCCCGUUAUCCACGCUACAUGUAUGGAUUGCCAGAGGAUAUCAGCCACGGGUAUGGUUGGUCCAUGUUCUGUGCCUGGGGUGGGCUGGGUCUCACCCUGCUAGCUGGAUUCCUGUGUACAUUAGCACCUUCUCUUAGCAGUCCUCGCACAAUGGUGCAUAAGCCAAGGCAAGAAAAUGGCACCGUGUGACAAGUGACAGAACGCACAGGCAGUCAGUGGCUCCCACUCUCCUUUGACCCAUUUCUGUUUCCCUUCCUUCAAGACAUUUGUAGUAAAGUGACCUGGACAGUUAUUGGGGGAGGAAUGCUAUUACUGAACCCCCUAACCACUUACAGACGGAUCAGCAGUACCCAGAGUUCAUUGGGGUCUCUUGCUCAGCACAAACCGGACAAGACCUUUGCUCACUUCCAACCAAGUAGCAGUGGCUGUUUUUUUUUUUUUUUGAAGAGGAUUUGUGUUGAAAUGGUGCUCUCUCUCUCUCCAUCUUUCCUUUUUCUCUCGAGGAACUGAUAUGCCUUUCAGUAUUAAAAAAAAAACUAAACAAAACAACAACAACAACAAAAAUAUAUUGUGGCAGCGAAUCCUGUCCGAUUGUUCUUUUUGUCGGGUGACCUGUUCCGUGUUUAUUAAUGCUCGCAAGAUACAUGAAAAACAAAAUGAAUUAUGCUGGCAUAAACUGCAUAUUGUUAAAAAAAUAUCUUAAAGGACAUCUUAUUAUAUUGCUUGGAAUGAAACAGGGGAUGGGAUUCAGCAGUUGUAACUGCCCCUAACAACCCUGCAUUGGUAUUGGGAAAGUGAAAUAUUAAAAGCACAAAAUGGAAACGGGAAGACUGGAACUGACAAAUAGAAAGACAGAAAUGUGUUUUCAGCUUUUUAGAGUAACAUUUCAGUGCUUCUAAGAUAAAGUAUGUGUAAAUGCAUUUCUAUGUAGAAGCGGGUCUCCGUUUAUAGUUCUUGUAUAAAGAAUGUUUUUUCCAUUUGUUAUGAGGUAAUCUUAAGUGUAAGACAGUCUUGGGUAUUUAGUGGCUUUGCUGGGGGGAAUAAGUGUGCCCUUGGGGUUGAAUAAAACCUUUCUCAAGUCAUUUUUUACAUGAAUUGAGCAUGACUAUUGAGCUCCACCUGUGACUGACAGAAAAAGUGAAAAAAAAAAAAGAAAAAUAGUCCUUGCUGCUUCUGGCGAUGUUUACAAGAUUUCAAGGAACCUGUAACUUUUCUCUUUCCUCCUCUUCCACUCAGUUUCUUGUAGAGGAGAUUCAGGUAAGGUCAUUCAUUUCUGAUACUAAACAUGCCAAAUGCCACUCCAGCAAUCAAGCCACCUAUCCCCAGAGCUCUGCAUUUUCACAAUCAGCAUGAACCAGCAGACAGUCAAAGUUGCAGUGCCAGA